GGCCACUAUACAUGAAAUUGAAAAAGAAAAAGAAAAGUAGAGGCAAGAUAAAAGUAAAAUUCGGUCGUCAAAGCUAUACUUGAGGCGCCGCGAAGAAAUUAAUGAAACGUGACAGCAUAAAAAGGGGCCGGGUUUAGGCCCGAAUGGGGUUUCUUGGUAGUUGGGCGAAGGGUUUUACAUCCCCACUAACUGAGCUCUCUUCCCUCCACGUAGCCGCAGUCUGCGAAGGAGACAAUCACCAUCUUCUGUCUCUUUUGUUACUUAUUUAUUUUGGUUCAAUUGCUUUUUGGUUUCAAAUUUAUCACAUUUGGAUCCAGAAGCAAUAAUCUGCAAUGGCAACUCUCGUCCCUCCUCCUACAACGACAGUUCCUGCAGCGGCGGAGAAAGUUGAUUAUCUCAACUUGCCGUGCCCUAUUCCCUAUGAAGAAAUUCAUCGCGAAGCUCUCAUGUCUUUAAAGCCAGAACUUUUUGAAGGGUUGCGCUUUGAUUUCACUAAAGGACUUAAUCAGAGAUUUUCACUCAGUCACAGUGUACUUAUGGGGCCCACAGAACUUCCUUCACAGUCCACGGAGACAAUCAAAAUUCCAACUGCUCACUAUGAGUUUGGUGCUAACUUUAUAGAUCCAAAGCUGAUGCUUUUCGGCAGAGUAAUGACGGAUGGAAGGGUGAAUGCUAGAGUAAAAUGUGAUUUAUCUGAGAAUCUUACCUUGAAGGCUAAUGGUCAGUUGACCGGUGAGCCACAUAUGUCGCAUGGCAUGGUUAAUUUCGAUUACAAGGGAAAAGAUCACAGGUCCCAGUUUCAACUUGGGAAUGGUGCAUUAUUUGGAGCCAGCUACAUCCAGGUGAAGUAAAAUUUGUUAUCUGUCACUUGACAAAGGCAAAAGAGAUUAACUUGAAAAGAAAUUAAUCUUUAAAUCAUGA
Molecule: messenger RNA, 921 nt
Organism: Lycium ferocissimum
Lineage: Eukaryota; Viridiplantae; Streptophyta; Magnoliopsida; Solanales; Solanaceae
Product: mitochondrial import receptor subunit TOM40-1-like
Exons: 6
Coding region: 333-851 (172 amino acids)
Biological process (GO): protein import into mitochondrial matrix
Cellular component (GO): mitochondrial outer membrane; mitochondrial outer membrane translocase complex
Molecular function (GO): transmembrane protein transporter activity
Source: RefSeq, a predicted model, not a curated record